Oryzias latipes (Japanese medaka) is the source of this 1075-nucleotide messenger RNA. The record is from RefSeq and is a predicted model, not a curated record. Lineage: Eukaryota; Metazoa; Chordata; Actinopteri; Beloniformes; Adrianichthyidae.
CAAAGCAAGCUUUUCAAAAUAAAACCUACGAACUCAGGGGUUUUCCGGAAAGCAAGGUUAACUUACCCUGACUUUAACCCGGAACUCUCGGUUAAGUAACCCUAAGCUAGCUUACUCUGGGUAUGUCGGUUCCGGUGUAAGACAGCGGUUAUCAGUUCGGACAAUUAACGUCCUCGCGGUCAACCCCUGAGUUAACGCGCGUGCACGGCGGCCACAAAAAGGCGUUUUCAACGAAUUGCCGAUUUCCGGAGCAACAAUGGAAACACGUGGAGACAAAAAGAGAGCUUCAUACUUCAGUGAGACGGAGUUGGAAGUGUUAAUGACGGCGUAUGAGGAGUAUAAGCCCGUCUUAACCAAAAAAAGUAACACGGCUGCAUCAGCAAAAGAGAGAAUUUCUGCUUGGCAACAAAUAACGGACAGAGUCAACGCGUGUAAUACUCCUGGAACCAGAAGAACUCUGAGCCAAGUCAAGAUGAAACAUAAAAACAUUCUCCAACAAGCCAAUAGAAAAAAAGCUGAGGCCCUUAGAGCAGGUGGGGGUCCUCUGUCCCUCCCCCCGGCAGAGGAGCUGGAUCUACCCCUGAAAGGAGAACCUGCCAUUGAUGGGACUCCAGGGGGCAGUUCAUCAGACUCUGCUACAAACACAAUGGCCUUAGUCAAAUGUAUAGAUGCUGAUGGUCAGUUCGUAUUAAUGGAGCCUCCUGCAUCACUACACUCUGUCAAAGUUGAUGAAGAUGAAGAAGAGGCCGCUUUUGCUGUACGAGAACUUGACUCUUCGAGACCCAUGGAGGUACAUGAUGCCCCCAUUGCAAUUUUACAGAAUAUUGCUGGGGCGGGAAGUGCAGAUGAGGGUCGGUGUCCCUCCACCAUGAAUCUCGGCAGUCUGCCUACCACAGAGCUGCAUAAAGUCCAUCUUCUAAGGCAAAUAAAAAAAUGUGACCUUGAGAUGGACCUAAUACAACUCAAUGCCAAAAAGACCAGCCUAGAGAUAGAAUUGCUGGAGCGUCAGCUUAAGGUGAGAAACACUUGGUGAAUAUUUCAUCUGAUGAAUGGAGGAUAAAGCAAUAAAUUUGUA